UGGCUUUCCAGUAAGCGCAAAAAUUAAAAAAAGCGACUAUUCAGGCUGACGAUACCUGACGCCAGAAAAAGAUGACCGAGUCUACCGCUGCCACCGCCCCUGCUGCUGGCGCCGCCAAGGCGGCCAAGGCAAAGGUGCCUCGCACCAAGCCGACGCUCCCGCCCACCAACGAGAUGGUCCAGGGAGCCAUCAAAGGUCUGAAGGAGCGAGGAGGCUCGUCGCUGAUCGCCAUCAGGAAGUACAAUAUACUGUACAUUGCAGCGAACUACAAGGUCGACGUUGAAAAGCUGGCGCCGUUCAUCAAAAAGGCUCUCAAGACUGGCGCCACCAGCGGCGCCCUGGUGCAGGCUAAAGGCAAGGGUGCCAGCGGAUCGUUCAAGCUGUCUUCCGCUGCUGCCAAGCCGGCCAAGCCCGCCGCAAAGUCGCCUAAGAAGCCGGUGGCCGCGAAAAAGACACCAAAGAAGACUGCUCCCAAAAAGUCGGCGGACAAAAAGAAGACCGCCAAGUCUCCCGCCAAGGCCCAGAAGCCCAAGGCCAAGCCAACCAAAGCAAAGAAGGCCAAGUCGCCGGCGAAGAAGCCCAAGGCACCGAAGCCCAAAAAGACGGCUGCCAAAAAGCCUGCCGCCAAAAAGGCCCCGGCUAAGAAGUGAACGAUGUGCCUGACCAUUCCGCUGGCACAUGUCAAUGGCUCUUAUCA
Messenger RNA from Amphibalanus amphitrite, 697 nucleotides. RefSeq names its product late histone H1-like. Gene Ontology annotation, molecular function: structural constituent of chromatin; double-stranded DNA binding; nucleosomal DNA binding. Gene Ontology annotation, biological process: chromosome condensation; negative regulation of DNA recombination; nucleosome assembly. Gene Ontology annotation, cellular component: nucleus; nucleosome. NCBI's taxonomy places the organism in Eukaryota, Metazoa, Arthropoda, Thecostraca, Balanomorpha, Balanidae. The record is from RefSeq and is a predicted model, not a curated record. The coding region runs from base 72 to 650 and encodes 192 amino acids. The transcript is spliced from 2 exons.